AUACCUGCGCAACUUUAUCUGGUAGAAGCUUUGCUCGACUUCUUAACGAUUGAACCAUUGAUACAAAAGCGUCUACACAGUUGCACACCGAGUACUGAUCAGCUUCUUCCAUGAAUCGAAAUCGGCUCUGCCAACGAUCAGGAGCUGAAAGCAUUUCAUCCAUACGAUCCAGACAACAUUCGUUUUCGAUCUCUAUCCACUUGUUUAACACAUCCUGAUCACAGAAGAGUGUGAGGAUAGAAGACGAGUACCCGUCAGGAUCUAUAUCUCGAAGUUGCGACUCAUAAGAUAAACAUUCAUCGAGAAGAUGGGAGAACAGCAGUACAUCAUUCAACACCAUCUCUUGCUUCAGAAGCUUUCCAGUUUUCGCUAUCGGUAGUUCGGAGAGAUAUUUGUAAAAAGCGAACUCCGGUGACUUUGGAGGUCCCGACGGCUCAAAAACACUUCCAAUAGUCGAGACGAAAAAAGCAAGAUUAGCCUGCAUCCAGUUUAAAGUCUGGCUUAGAUACCAUUGCGGUUUCCAAACGUCGCUUGUUUUGCGGUCUUCGCAAAAAUGGAAAAUGAAUCUCUUACCGAAAGGAAGGAGAAGAACUCGGUAGAUUUCUUCAUACCCCGUUCCUUCCUGUAAAUAUUCUGUGAUGAGAUAUAUCAAACUGAGGAUACUGGCAAUAGUUUUCAUUUCGUUUACAUAGGCGCGGGUAUCUACUAGACUUUCGAAAGGAUAUUUUAUUGCGCAAAACACCUCGUCCAACCUUGUACGCGCAAGUUCAUUCAAAUCCUGCGCCAAGGCAUGUAAGCCAUCAGUAAAAGUCGCACGUGAGUUGUCUGUGAGCUCAAUAUGCNCUUGUGCAAGUUUACAAGCUUUUCCAAAGCACUCAGAAAGAUGAGGCCAAUCACAGUUGUUGUUCUUCAUUUCCAUUCGGCAUGAAGUCAGCAAUUCUCUGGCACAGUUUGACCAUUUCAACCUUUGUAACAAAACCUGUUUUCUUGAGAGUGCCUUGAGUUGUGGAAUCAGGUCGGGAUGGUCCUUCUGAAUUGCAUCCAUAA
Molecule: messenger RNA, 1047 nt
Organism: Haemonchus placei
Lineage: Eukaryota; Metazoa; Nematoda; Chromadorea; Rhabditida; Trichostrongylidae
Source: the annotation of a GenBank genome assembly